Messenger RNA from Nelumbo nucifera (sacred lotus), 964 nucleotides. Its product is annotated as casparian strip membrane protein 2-like. The record is from RefSeq and is a predicted model, not a curated record. NCBI's taxonomy places the organism in Eukaryota, Viridiplantae, Streptophyta, Magnoliopsida, Proteales, Nelumbonaceae.
CUUUCUGUACUAAAUAUAUAAAUUAAUAAGAAAGAUAACUAAAUACAUUAACCAACUCUCUCUGUCUCUCUUAUCUUUUAUAUAAAUUUCAUCACCCAUCAGGGGCAUUUCAUUCAGUUUCUCUCAACUUGUUUAUCUUCCAUCCCCUCUGCUUCUACCUCUGCCACUACCUCUCCAUCCUCUAAAAAUCAUAAACAAACAUGAAAAACAGCGAUUCGACCGCGAUCAACAUUGCCGAGCCAGGCAAUGAGGCUAAGGGUGAAUCCACCACAGUAGACGCCAAAGGAAAAGCCGCAGCCGGUGCUCCGGUGACUGCCACCACAACAGCCACUAAGACGGCCAGGGAAGGAUGGAAGAAGGGGCUUGCCAUUUUUGACUUCAUUCUAAGGCUCUUAGCUAUUGGAGCCACUCUUGGAGCCAGCAUUGCCAUGGGAACAACAGAUCAGAUUCUCCCCAUUUUCACUCAAGCCUUCCAGUUUGAAGCUAGCUACAGCGAUCUCCCAGCUCUCCUGUUUUUUGUGAUUGCAAACGCCAUAGCUGCUGGUUUCCUUGUUCUCUCCCUUCCCUUUUCUAUAGUAGGCAUAGUUCGCCCACACGCAGAAGGACCAAAGCUACUUCUACUCAUCUUGGACACAGUUAUGGUCUCUCUCACGGCCGCCGGAGCUUCCUCAGCCGCUGCAAUUGUCUACUUGGCCCAUACUGGAAACUCCAACGCAAAUUGGGUAGCCAUCUGCCAGCAAUUCGAUAGUUUCUGUCAGCAGAGCAGUGGAGCUUUGGUGGGCUCUUUUGUCGCAACUCUCAUCUUCAUGAUGUUGGUUGUCAUGGCUGCCUUGGCCCUCCGAAAGCAUUGAGCAGAUGCAAAAUUUGGUCUACUCAAACUAUUGCCUGUACUGUUGUGCCUUUCGUAUAUGUAUUCCAUAGUCAGUUCCAAUAACUGAAUGCAAAUCCGGCCUCUUUCUUUUCA